AUGUACGAAGACAACUUGAAAUCCCUUUACGACCGUGCCGGGAAGACUUUCUCCGGCGGUCCUUCUGCGGCACAGGAUGUGCCGCAUCGUACUGCUCGACCAGACCCAGUACGUCGAUCAUCAGUUGGGAGCGGGGCUCCCAAGUAUCCCAGGACGGGGGAUAGCCGCGCCACCGGACGAGAAAACUCGUCCGACGUCCGUUCACGUCGCGGUGGUUCAACAGCUGCUCAACUAGAUAGCGCUGGCCACCGCGAGAGUCCUCUAAUGGAGGUGGAGGAGGAGGGAAGACGCUCUCCACACGAUCAUGUGGAUCGGUGUGUUCCCGAGAGCUUCUUUGAUCGCGUAACGCAAGGGUUACGCGACGAUCUCGAACAUUAG
Peronospora matthiolae is the source of this 378-nucleotide messenger RNA. The record is from the annotation of a GenBank genome assembly. Lineage: Eukaryota; Oomycota; Peronosporomycetes; Peronosporales; Peronosporaceae.